AGCCUGCCGCGGGGAGGGUGACGAAGCUGGGGCGGCCCUCUUGUAGGACGGCUUCCCUGGGACCUGUUACCAUGUCCCAUCAACCUCUGAGCUGCCUGACUGAGAAGGGGGACAGCCCCUGUGAGACCCCAGGAAAUGGACCCCCCAAUAGGGUUCACCCCAGCCUGGAUACAUCCACUCCUGAGGAGCUGCUACAGCAAAUGAAGGAACUCCUGGUUGAGAACCACCAACUAAAAGAAGCCAUGAAGCUAAACAAUCAAGCCAUGAAAGGGCGGUAUGAGGAACUUUCAGCCUGGACAGAGAAGCAGAAGGAAGAGCGCCAGUUGUUUGAGACACAGAGCAAAGAAGCUAAGGAGCGCCUGAUAGCCUUGAGUCAUGAAAAUGAGAAACUGAAGGUGGAGCUUGGAAAACUAAGAGAGAAGUCAGAAAGGCCAUUUGAAGAUUCUGUGUGUGGCUCCAGGCCUCCCAGGUCAGAUUUGGAGCAGGAGGUGGAGCAGCUGAAGAUCCAGGUGAUGCGCCUUCAGGCUGAAAAGGCAGACCUGCUGGGCAUUGUCUCAGAACUGCAGCUCAAGCUCAACUCCAGUGGCUCCUCAGAGGACUCCUUUGUUGAAAUCAGGAUGGCUGAAGGAGAAGCUGAAGGGGCAAUGAAGGAAAUGAAAAACAGUCCUAUACCUACAAGGACAGACUCCAUCAGCAUGACCAAAUCUACAGAAGAUGCCAGGACUUGUGUGGAGUUUGAGGAAUUAACUGUAAGCCAACUCCUGCUUUGCCUAAGGGAGGGAAACCAAAAGGUGGAGAGACUUGAAGUCGCACUCAGAGAAGCCAAAGAAAGAAUUGCAGAGUUUGAAAAGACAGCAAAUAACUAUUCGGAGAUUGAGACCCAGACAGAGGGGAGCAUAGAAGAGGAUGAAGAUGACAAAGACUCAGAAAGUGUUGGAAGUGAAGUGGAAGCAUUGAAUGUUCGAGUGACAUCUCUGUUUAAGGAGCUUCAAGAGGCACACACGAAACUCAGUGAGGCUGAGCUAAUGAAGAAAAGACUUCAAGAAAAGUGUCAGGCUCUGGAAAGGAAGAACUCUGCCACCCCGUCAGAGCUGAAUGAGAAGCAAGAGCUUGUUUACAGCAACAAAAAGUUGGAGCUGCAGGUGGAGAGCAUGCGCUCUGAAAUCAAGAUGGAGCAAGCUAAGACAGAAGAUGAAAAAUCCAGGUUAGCCACUCUGCAGUCAGCACACAACAAGCUUCUUCAAGAACAUAAUAAUGCACUGAAAACAAUUGAGGAACUAACCAAAAAACAGGCAGAGAAGGUGGACAGGAUGAUGCUUCAAGAGCUCCAUGAAAAGCUGGAGCUGGCAGAAUGGGCUCUGGCAUCCAAGCAGCUUCAAAUGGACGAGAUGAAGCAGACCAUUGCUAAGCAGGAGGAGGACCUGGAAACCAUGGUUGUCCUCAGGACUCAGAUGGAAGUGUACUGUUCAGAUUUUCAUGCUGAAAGAGCAGCAAGAGAGAAGAUACAUGAAGAAAAGGAACAGCUGGCCUUGCAGCUGGCAAUUUUGCUGAAAGAGAACAAUGACUUUGAAGAUGGAGGCAGUAGGCAAUCCUUGAUGGAAAUGCAGAGCCGGCACGGGGCAAGGACCAGUGACUCUGACCAGCAGGCUUACCUGCUUCAAAGAGGAGCUGAGGACAUGAGCUGGGGACAGCAGCAGCCUCGGAAUAUUCCAAUUCAUUCUUGUCCCAAAUGUGGAGAGGUUCUGCCGGACAUUGACACACUACAGAUCCAUGUCAUGGAUUGCAUCAUUUGAGUGUUGUCCAUUUGAGUUCAACUCCCCAAAAACUUUUGGUAAAUGCCAGAUUUUUCUCCUCCAAGACUUGUACUUCUGUCUUAUUUGGUGUCAUGCAAAUAUUUUUGCCACAUUAUCCUUAUUCCAGGAGAAAGAACAUGUGCCCUUCCUAAGGAGAGCAUCUUCUGUAUUGACCGGAAGUCACAAAGUAGAAUCUAGUUACCACCCUUCCAGUAAGAGAUCCAGUGCUUUUAUGUUUGCUCCUAAGAGACACUGAGAGGCCAUCAGCCAGAAUGGGACACCAUGUGACCAAGGUCACAGAGUUACUUGUGAGAAACUCACUGACAUCUAUUAAGAGCCUUUACGAGGCAAGAAAAUGAAAUGGUCAGAAAAUGUGCCUGGCAUGUUUUUCUAGGCACGACUUCACCCUGCAGGUGUUUUGUUGAUUUAUAUGUAAUUAUUGGGAAGGUACCAUAUGGCGCUCUCUGACUGAGCUUUCUGUCCUUAUCAGGCCAGGUGAGUGCUGGGGAUGUAGCUCAGGAGUGGCAGGGGUGGAGUGCUUUCCCACAGCUGUGGUGUGUCAACACCUUUAACCUGUUUUGUACUGGAGGUGUAUGGACUAGUACAGCAUAUAGUUUAAUUUUUUAAAUAGAAUAGCUAUUUUUUCCUAGAUGAAGUAGAAGCUUACAAACAUCAGUUAUUACAAAAUAGAAUUUUUCUGCAAGUCUGCCACAUGGCUCAUAUAUGACAUUGUAGUAUGUAUAUUCUGUAUUAAGCUCAUUUGGCUUAAUGUAAACUUAAUACUGAGAUGUUUUAUUCAUGAUAAUGGGAGCAGGUCCUUUUCAUAGAGGGCCAGUACAUGUUACAUGAGACCCCUGCUAAAAUGGUGAACACAGGCGUGUUGGUGGUAUCUCCAUUACACAGGAGACUGAGGCAGGAGAUCACCAACUCAUGGCCAGCUAAGGCUACCUGGACUAAAUAGGGAUUUGCCGUGUUUUCUGUAAAAAAGGCAAGCAAAAACUAAACAAGUUACAAAAGUAAACAGAUUCAAGUCCAAAAACAUUUAAGAGAAAAUGAGGUUUGCUUUGCUUGUGUUUACCAUAGGAUCUCUGGUUAAAUACACCUGUGUAUUUAAAUGGAAUCAAACAGUUGAUUCCCCUCCCCCCAAGGGAACAGACUAUCCAAGUUACAGUUAUCUCCAUGCCUGAACAGUUACCCUCACUCCAAGACAGCAUUACACUGUACUGGUUCAGCAGUGAUUAGGUUUGAUUUUUUUCCCUCUUGCAUCCUCAGGACAAUGUUUGUUAAUGACAUUUCUAAAAUGACAAUGAUUUUUUUUUCUUUUCUUUACUAUUUUAUACUGGAAAAAAAAUAGAUUUCUAUAGUAUCCCAGAUAGAAGAGGAAACCAAAUGUUUUCACAAUGAAGUUACUGGGAAAAUCCGUUUUUCAAGUAUGAUUUUGUUCAAGUAUAACUGUCUGAUAAAGCCAAACUGUGAAGUGGGACCUCAAAUGACCUUAAUAAGAUUGUGGCCAAUACAUUUGUUUGAUCAAUGGAGAAGAUUACAAAUGAAGGCAAGUUCAAAUUAAGACAAUGGGAGAGAUGUCUGUAUACCAUCUUCAUAGCAACAUUUUCUACAGUAGAUAGGAUACAGUGCAACCUAGAUGUCCAUUCACCUAGAUAAGGAAAAUGCAAUACACAAUAUAAUGAAGUAGUAUUCAGCCUUUUAAAAAAGGAAAUCUUAUCACUUUAACAUAGAUAACCUGGAGGGCACCAUGUCAAGUGAAAUAAGCCAUUCAUGAAUACCACAUGAUGUCACUUGUGUGCGGACUCUGAAAAAAUGAACUCAUAGAUGUUGAGAGCUGAGUGGUGGUUAGCAGCACAUGAAGGAAGGUGUGGGAAGGGUGAGAAGAUGUUGAUGAAAGGGUGUGAAAUCUCAGGAGGGAUAACCUGUUGUGAUCCACUGUACAGAAUAGUGACUUCAAUAAUUUGUAUAUUCUGACUGUGUGGUUUAAGGGAAUCACCAGUUUAGUAAACAAUUUGUAAAUGCUGUGUGGGUCAUCUGAUUUAUUUAAUCCACUGUCUGUUCUAAGGCAUCGUUCGAUGUUACCAAUUAGCUGCAAAUCAUAGGAGCAUUGUGCAUGUUAUUUUCUUUCUUUCUUUUCUUGUUUUGGUUUUUUUGAGACCAGCUCUCACUAUGUAGCCCUGGAUGUCCUGGAAUUCACUAUGUAGACCAGGCUGGUUUCAAACUCACAGAGAUUCACUUGCCUCCUUCCUGAUUGCUGGAAUUAAAGGCUCCCAUCACCAUG
This is a messenger RNA of Phodopus roborovskii (desert hamster), 4080 nucleotides long. RefSeq names its product optineurin (gene Optn). Gene Ontology annotation, molecular function: K63-linked polyubiquitin modification-dependent protein binding. Gene Ontology annotation, biological process: Golgi ribbon formation; regulation of canonical NF-kappaB signal transduction; protein localization to Golgi apparatus. The record is from RefSeq and is a predicted model, not a curated record. Gene Ontology annotation, cellular component: cytoplasm; nucleus; Golgi apparatus. Lineage: Eukaryota; Metazoa; Chordata; Mammalia; Rodentia; Cricetidae. The coding region runs from base 72 to 1793 and encodes 573 amino acids. The transcript has 14 exons.